Erigeron canadensis is the source of this 1273-nucleotide messenger RNA. Its product is annotated as acyl-CoA-binding domain-containing protein 1-like. NCBI's taxonomy places the organism in Eukaryota, Viridiplantae, Streptophyta, Magnoliopsida, Asterales, Asteraceae. The transcript has 6 exons. Bases 152 to 1162 code for a protein of 336 amino acids. Gene Ontology annotation, molecular function: protein binding; fatty-acyl-CoA binding. The record is from RefSeq and is a predicted model, not a curated record.
GGGUUUUACUAUUAAGUAGCUUAUCAAAUCAAGAAUCAUAAGGUGUUAUAUCGGUCAUUCCGCCGCUUACUCUUACUAAAUCGGUUUCUCCGGCACCACUUCCGUUUCCUUCCCAACUCUGAAAAUCAAUUUCCAUUUUCAAAAUAAAAAAAUGUUAGACUGGCAACAAUACACUCAAUCAAUAAUCUUGGGACUCAUUUUCUCAUAUCUCGUCUCUAAACUUUUCUCUCUAAUCCUCUCUUUUCGCCACCAAAAUCUCCGCUUAACUCGCUCCACCUCAUCUCUUGAUGAUCAAGAGCAGCAGCAGGAGGAGGAGCCUUUAAUUCCAAAAGAUAUUACUGAAAAUGAACCAGUUAGUAAUAAUGAUAGUGAUGAUGAUGAUUGGGAAGGUGUGGAGAGUACGGAACUAGACGAAACGUUUAGCGCGGCCACGGCGUUUGUGGCUGCGACAGCGGCGGAUAAAUCGUCGCAGAAAGUGAGCAGUGAGUUGCAGUUGCAGCUGUAUGGGUUGUAUAAGAUUGCUACUGAAGGUCCUUGUAGUGCUCCUCAGCCUUCUGCUCUCAAAAUCACUGCUAGAGCUAAAUGGAAUGCAUGGCAGAAAUUAGGUGCAAUGCCCCCAGAGGAAGCGAUGAUAAAGUAUAUUGAAAUUAUUACUCAGUUAUACCCUACUUGGGCUGCUGGUUCAACUUCUAGAAGAGGUGAAAAUGACAACGAACGAUCAAGUAAUGAUACUAGACCAAUGGGACCUGUUUUCAGCUCUUUUAUCCAUGAAGAGGAAUCUGACGAGCUAAAGUUAGAUGCUGUACACGCCUUCGCAAGAGAAGGUGAUACAGAGAACUUGAUCAAGUGUGUUGAGAGUGGUGUUCCGGUGGAUACAAAGGAUAGCGAGGGCCGGACACCUUUGCACUGGGCUGUUGAUCGUGGCCAUGUAGAAGCUGCAGAAUUACUGUUGAGCAGGAACGCUGAUGUGAACAUAAAGGAUAAUGAGGGCCAGACACCAUUGCAUUAUGCUGCUGUUUGUGAAAGAGAAAGCAUUGCCGAGUUGCUUGUGAAGAAAAAUGCUGCUACGGAUAUCAAAGAUGACGAUGGAAAUUACCCUUUUGAUCUUUGUGAUUCAAAAUGGCCCUGGAUCCAACCCCAAGUACCCUCUUUUGAUUCAUAGUUUUGUUCAAAUUUUAUCAGAAAACCGGAAAGGUGUCUUUUGUUUGAAAUUGCUAUAUGUUGUCAGAUAGUUGUCCAAAUUCAGAAAUUAUACAUAGCUUUGUUUUCAUCA